Molecule: messenger RNA, 1205 nt
Organism: Oryza brachyantha (malo sina)
Lineage: Eukaryota; Viridiplantae; Streptophyta; Magnoliopsida; Poales; Poaceae
Product: RNA-binding protein FUS-like
Exons: 9
Coding region: 110-916 (268 amino acids)
Molecular function (GO): RNA binding
Source: RefSeq, a predicted model, not a curated record
CCUCUCCUCUCCUCUCCUCUCCGCCUCGCAGAGUCGCAGGGUCGCAGCGGAGGAGACGAGGAGGAGGGCGGCUGCGCGAGCGGAGCCGAAUCGGAAGGGAAGGCCAGGUAUGGAUAGAUACCAAAGGGUGGAGAAGCCUCGCAAUGAGACACCAAUUAGUGAGAAUGAGAUCAGGAUCACCGCACAGGGGAGGAUGAGAAACUAUAUCAGCUAUGGAAUGUCGUUGCUUGAGGAAAAUGGGCACGAUGAUAUUGUUAUCAAGGCUAUGGGAAGAGCAAUUAACAAGACAGUCAUGGUUGUUGAAUUGAUCAAGAGAAGGAUUGGUGGUCUUCAUCAGAUUACAUCUACUGAAUCAGUUGACAUCACAGACACUUGGGAACCUUUGGAAGAAGGCCUUCUCCCCCUAGAGACAACCCGGCAUGUAUCAAUGAUCGCCAUAACAUUAUCCAAGAAAGCACUGGAUACGUCAUCUCCAGGGUACCAGCCACCUAUCCCAGAUGAAGAAGUGAGACCUGCUUUUGACUAUGAACACGAAGAAUCUUUCCCCGCUAGUCGUGGAAGAGGCCGUGGUGGUGGGAGAAGAGGCAGGGGCAGAGCCAUGAGUAAUGGUCCCCCUGCUUAUGAUUAUGGCGAGGAGUGGGAGGAGGAAGGAGAUUAUUACAACUACAGAGGCAGAGGGAGAGGACGGUUUAGAGGAAGAGGACGGGGAAGAGGGCGUGGUGGCUACUAUGGAGGUGGUCGGCGUGGCGGUUAUGGCUAUGACUAUGGCUAUGGCGGCAGGGGGGACUACUAUGAAGAUCAGGGCGAAUUCUUUGAUGAACCGGAAGACUACCCCCCUCCAGGUCGCGGGCGUGGCAGGGGAAGAAGGGGCGGAGGACCGUUCCGUGGUCGCGGCCGUGCGCGUGGCCGAUUCUAAGAUGAAAUCAGGAGGUUGCUCUGAAGCUUUAGCACUGGUGUGCUUAAAUUUAUCAUCUGAUAAUGCUUUCCUGUAUGGGGAUUUCGACAUGAAUCCGUAUGCCCCAUCAGUAUGUUUUUUACUUCCCGUGGCGUGUGACUGAUUGGGCAAAUUUUGUGGCUGGAUCUUGGUUUUUGUAGCUAGGCCUGUCAGCAAAAGCAAACAACAAACGAACACACCUAUAGCGGAGUGUUUUCCUCACCAGCAUGUGGUGCUGUUUUAGUAUUUAUCAACAACCUAGGUUUUCUUC